ACCCUCCCAGUCGCCCCAUUUCCUGCUUUAACCAGAGUCAUGAGAAGUUAGAAUCGGAAACGACCGUAUGGAAUCACGGUCCCCUUUCCUUGAUUAGGGAAAGGGAGUGGCAGGGACUCUCCUGGAGAUGGGGACACCGCGGCCGGCAGCGCUGGCCGGGAGCCCAGGCUCGGCCGCUACUCCCAGCGCCGCGUUCCCUUCGCACCCACACAGCCACCCUCCUCGCGAGGGCAGCGUCCACGGCACACGCCUCAACACCACUCUCCUCUGACGUCCGCCCGCUGAGCUCUGACGAUCGCCCCCGCCGGCCGUCCUUAUAAAGGGGACUUUUCCCAAUACUCGGAUCGAUCGCCACCUAGCCCCGCGCAGCGCGCCUCCGCCGGCGCCCGCACCUGUCGACUCCGCGCGCUCCCAGGAUCUUGGCCACGCUGGAUCGGGACCCGCCCGGACCAGCCGCCCCGGGCCCCCGGCCCCCCGGCCCCCCGGCCCUGCCCCGCCGCACAGAACCCCUCACCCCGCCCUGCCCCGCUGCCCCUCGCACCGGCACCCCCGCGGCUCCGGGCGGCGGCCCGGGUCCGAGCGCUACCCCGCACUCGCGGCGACCACUCCAGAAGUCUUAAUGAAAUAGGCAGCUGUGGAAGAAUCUGAAGAUAAACAAUGGCUUUCCACGUGGAAGGACUGAUAGCUAUCAUCGUGUUCUACCUUCUGAUAUUGCUGGUUGGAAUAUGGGCUGCCUGGAGAACGAAAAACACUGGCAGCGCAGAUGAGCGCAGCCAAGCCAUAAUAGUCGGCGGCCGAGACAUUGGUUUGCUGGUUGGUGGAUUCACUAUGACAGCCACCUGGGUCGGAGGAGGGUAUAUCAAUGGCACAGCUGAAGCAGUUUAUGUACCAGAUUAUGGUUUGGCCUGGGCACAGGCACCAAUUGGAUACUCUCUUAGUCUGAUUUUAGGUGGUCUGUUCUUUGCAAAACCUAUGCGUUCCAAGGGGUAUGUGACCAUGUUAGACCCAUUUCAGCAGAUCUAUGGAAAACGUAUGGGUGGGCUCCUAUUUAUCCCUGCACUAAUGGGAGAAAUGUUCUGGGCUGCAGCAAUUUUCUCGGCACUGGGAGCCACCAUCAGCGUGAUCAUCGAUGUGGAUGUGCGUGCUUCUGUCAUCGUCUCUGCGCUCAUCGCCACCCUGUACACCCUAGUGGGUGGGCUCUACUCCGUGGCCUACACAGAUGUCGUCCAGCUCUUUUGCAUUUUCGUAGGACUGUGGAUCAGUGUUCCCUUUGCACUGUUACACCCUGCAGUCACAGACAUUGGAUUCACUGCUGUGCAUGCAAAAUACCAGAAGCCCUGGCUGGGAACCAUUGAGUCAGAUGACGUCUACAUUUGGCUCGAUAGUUUUCUGUUGUUGAUGAUGGGUGGAAUUCCAUGGCAAGCCUACUUCCAGAGGGUCCUCUCUUCAUCCUCGGCCACCUACGCACAGGUGCUGUCCUUCCUGGCUGCUUUCGGAUGCCUGGUGAUGGCUCUUCCAGCCAUACUCAUCGGGGCUGUUGGGGCAUCGACAGACUGGAACCAGACUACAUAUCGGCUUCCAGAUCCCAAGAGUGACGAAAAAGCAGACAUGAUUUUACCAAUUGUUCUGCACUAUCUCUGCCCAGUGUAUAUUUCUUUCUUUGGCCUUGGUGCAGUUUCUGCUGCUGUUAUGUCAUCGGCAGAUUCUUCCAUCUUGUCGGCAAGUUCAAUGUUUGCUCGGAACAUCUACCAACUUUCCUUCAGGCAAAAUGCAUCCGACAGAGAAAUCGUUUGGGUGAUGCGGAUCACAGUGCUUGUGUUUGGAGCAUCUGCAACAGCCAUGGCCUUACUGACAAAGACUGUGUAUGGCCUGUGGUACCUCAGCUCUGACCUCGUGUACAUCAUCAUCUUCCCCCAGCUGCUGUGCGUGCUGUUUGUCAAGGGAACCAACACCUAUGGGGCCAUGGCAGGCUAUGUUUCUGGCCUUUUCCUGAGAAUUACUGGAGGGGAGCCAUACCUGUCCCUGCAGCCCCUGAUCUUCUACCCUGGAUACUACCCUGAUAAGAACGGUAUCUAUAACCAGAGAUUCCCGUUUAAAACUCUUGCCAUGGUGACCUCAUUCCUAGCCAACAUUUGCAUCUCUUAUCUAGCCAAAUACCUGUUUGAAAGCGGAAGGUUGCCACCCAAAUUAGAUGUAUUCGAUGCUGUUGUUGCAAGGCACAGUGAAGAAAACAUGGAUAAGACAAUCCUGGUCAGAAAUGAAAAUAUUAAGUUAGAUGAACUUGCACCUGUGAAGCCUCGACAGAGCAUAACUCUGAGCUCCACUUUUACCAACAAAGAGGCCUUGCUUGACAUCGAUUCCAGUCCAGAAGGGUCUGGGACUGAAGAUAAUCUGCAAUGACCCCCAUCUCAGUCAGAUGCUGCUUUCUCAGAGUGCUGUAAUAGGGUAGUCCUGGAAAGAUGGUUUGCAACUUACAAAAAUAUAUUAAAAGUAUAAACAAUGGUCAGAAGGACAAAAAUUCAUAUAAAGUCCAACUAUAAAAAUACAAACCAGUCUAAAAAGAGGCACCUAUGAAAACAACAAUACCUUUUCUCAUCCAUAAUAGAUGUUGAUCCUAGAUAGUUUUGUUAGGUAUAAAACUGAAUGAAGCCCCACUCAGAGAACAGAGGGCCAAACAGAGUAUUUAUCUUUAUUACAAAAAAGAAAGAUAUGAAAGAGCUUAAGACAAAAGUCUUGAUAGAAACAUGGUUUGCUAAUGCAGUGGUGGGUCUAGUUUGAUUUGUGCACUGAAGCUCUGAAGAAUAACUCACCGUCACUCCAAAGAAUGGUGCAAUGAAUUAACCAGCUGAUUCUUCUUUUAUGUUCUGAGCUACAACAUUUGCUGAAUAUAUAAUCUGUUAUUCCUUUAGUCAUGGCAUAUAAUAUUAUGAGCCAAGGCAAAACAAACACACAAGAAAUACUGUAUACUGGCAUCGCUUUCUGUGCAAGGUUAUAGGAAAAUGGAGCCAAUCUUUGUUAAGGAGCACUAGGCUGCUUGUUUAUGUCUCUAACAACUGUAUGCGUAGAGGGUAGUAGCUGGAGCUACUGGAGAAAAAUCAUUGGGCAACCUUCAAGCAAUAAAUAAGGCAGAAAUAAAUAAUUUUGUUAUUUAUUCACUAUUUAUUAUUUAUUAAAUAAUAAAUAAUUAGAAGUAGGAGAAACAGUGAAAUUUUAUUUUCAUCUGAAGUAUUUAAAGUUUUGCCUCAUGUUAAAAAAAGUAAUAUCUCUGUUUUUAAAUUAGUAUUAUAAAUGAUAUUGAGCCUUUAAUGUGAGACAAAAGGAUAAAUUAGCAUGUAUUUCAUUGAAUAUUUAUUACCAGGGAUGCUUCCAUGUCACCCCCUGACAGUAAUAAAAUUUAAAAACAAAAAUAAAAAAACUCAUGUUUGGAGAUAUAUUAACGAGGAUGAUUUACCAUGAAGGGAUCUACUCUGUGGCACUUUUUCACUUAUGCUAGCUUUAGGGACUGGACAAAUUACCAUUAUGAAAAGUAUAUAGUGAAUUUUAAAAUAUGGAAGAAAGCAGAAAGUAAAAAUAAGUUCUAAAGGAAAGAAGCCAUCAAUUGUAGCAUCUGAUGUCUACAUAACUUCUAUUUUAUUGGUCAGUAAAUAUUAUUUUGCUCUUUUUCUGGAGUUAAAAAAUAUAUUUGUAUAUGUAACGGUUUGUAUUUAAUACAGAAUUUCAAAUGCUCUCCCACCAGUCACACAUCAUAGAGACAAUAGGAGCUGUGUCUACAAAAUCAAAGUGUAUGGACAAGCUGAAGAUCAUUUGGGAAUUUAAUCCCAAUAAAGAAAGCCAAUUUGAACUGUCAAAGCUAAAGUGAUUUUUCCAGAAUUUUUUUUAUAUUCUAACUCAAUUUUUCAAAAUUAAGUAUAAAAAAAGUUUUGACUUUUUCAUAAGUUUUAAUUGCUGUCUCAAAGCAUCAAAUAUUUCCUCCAUGAAAUUGUUUUUAAAAACUAUCCACAAAUUAAAAUUCCAGGGUAGUUUUUAAAAGAUGAAAUUAAAUAAUUUUGCAUGUUUUAAUGUCUUCUGUGUUGCAUACUUCAUCAAAACAUGACAGUGAAUGUUUCAUUUCAUUCAAAAUCUUUACCUUAUGUCAUAUACACCUAAAUAAAAAAAUAAUUCUGUUUAGUCACCUGGUUUGCCCAGAAUCUAUUCAGUGCCUUGUGGAGUACUUGGAAAGAGUUUAUUUUUGGAAGCAGUAAGGAUGAGAGUCUCAGAUUCUCAGAGAUGGGUUGAGGAAAGAGUCAAGUACAGAAAAUUUAUUAAAGAAAGACCACAGAGAUCAAAACCUUUGACAAGUGAAAGUAACUAAAUUAAUAGAGACUGAGGUUCCCAGGAAACAGGAUGUUCCAGGUGCACCCUGCCAUCCAGCACUCUUCCUGAAUGAGGACUUCCCUCUGUUCCAUCAGCAUAAGCUUUUGUCUCAACCUAUUGAAGCACUGUGCAUUAUGAAACACAUCACUCGUACUACAAUAGACUACAAGAGGAAGGAUCAUUUUUUUACGAUAUUAUAUUUUACGAUUGUGGUGAGCAACAAUUGUCCAAAGAAACCACCCUUAAAUCCAGUGAAAAAGAAUAAGUAUUAAUAGUAAACAUUUCUUCCAUUCCAUUCAUUUUCUAACAAGAGAUACAGGAAAAAAAGUUUGCCCUGUCCAAAAUAUUACAAUUAGACAACAUAAAUAAUUCUACCUACUUUCAAAUGAAAUAUAUUAAAAAUAAGUUUAUUAUUAAAUACACAAGUAAAUGUGCUAUUAGCAAGAUGAUUUAAAAAAAAUUCAGAUCAAAAGGAGUGAAACAAUGAUCACAAGAUUUUAUUUAUGGAAAUUUACAUCUGUGUGUAAAUUUCUCCCCAAUUUCCAAGGAAGACAUCCAGCUGUGAAAUGGAGAAGAGGAUGCUUUAUGUCCAUCACCAGCUCUUUUUGACAUCGUGAGUAAUGCAGCCGACUUUGUAGCCAGCUUCACCCAGUCAAACUGAUUUCCCAAACCUAUCCUCAGUUAAAAUAAAACAACAGAAACAUAGACACUGGCUAUAUUAAUCAUGGGAGGAAAUAUCUGUGGAUAAAGCAUUAAAAUAAAACAUUUUAUUUUCAUACUUUUAAUAUCAUUGUAACAUGUUUCUUGGGUAAUUUAAAUGUUUUUGUUCUCAUAGACUAUUCAAAACAUCAGGCAUGCAUCUGGACUGCAACACCAAGCUUUCAAACACUCAGUGUCAAAAUCCGACUUCAUUGCUACACUUAUUAGUGAUGAAUUUUAUGUGAAUAUUUAAUGAAUGUAAGUUUGAAAUAGUGACGCUAAUAUAAAAGUUAUUGGCUUUUUUAUUUGGAAAUGAUUAAUUACCAUUAUAUUUUAAACAUAAAUUAUGAAUUUCAUUUUUUAGCCUUCAUGAAAGUUUACUCUGGUAUAAUGUAUAACAUUGUGAGUUUGCUAUAGUGGAUAAUUUAUUGUCAGUUUGUUACUGAACAGACAGACACAUAUAGUGGUUCUAAAACAUAUAUUUUUGUCUGUCAAAAUAUUAUAUAAAAUUAUGCUUAAAAGAAGUAGAUUUGCAACUAUAUGUGUAAAUGUUUUAAAUGUAAUGGUAUUGUAUUAAAUUGUGCUGGUGCAAUUUAGGAUAUCAUUGUCUAGGUCUGGCUUUUGGGGGCCCUUCCUUAAAAUAAAUAUAUAUGGU
This is a messenger RNA of Nycticebus coucang (slow loris), 5707 nucleotides long. It is a transcript of the gene SLC5A7, whose product is annotated as solute carrier family 5 member 7. Lineage: Eukaryota; Metazoa; Chordata; Mammalia; Primates; Lorisidae. The record is from RefSeq and is a predicted model, not a curated record. The transcript has 9 exons. Gene Ontology annotation, biological process: transmembrane transport; neuromuscular synaptic transmission; choline transport. The coding region runs from base 658 to 2400 and encodes 580 amino acids. Gene Ontology annotation, cellular component: axon; perikaryon; dendrite. Gene Ontology annotation, molecular function: choline:sodium symporter activity.